AUGGCGUCUCCGCCUCCGCCCGCCUUUAUACGCACAGUGCCCAGGCCACGCCCCCCAACGCCGCGGGAACGCGGCCGCACGAGGGAGUGGGGCCUUCAAGAAGCCCAGGCGCGCCCGCCCCUCUCGGCGUCUGAUUGGCAGAAGGCUCCCCGUCGUAGCUCUGCGGGCGCGCGGAGGGGGCGGGGCCGGCGUGGCGUCGGGAACGCGCGCCGCGCGCCGCGACGCGGCCCGCCCCGCCCCGCCCCGCCCCGCCUCUCCCCGCAGCCGGGCCUGGGGGCCGGGGCGUGUCGCUGUGCCCGCUUUCGGGGGACUGGCGGUGGCUACGUCUCCGCGAAGCUGGAGCUGAGGCUCAAGUCGCCCGUGGGGGCUGAGCCCGCCGUCUACCCGUGGCCGCUGCCGGUCUACGACAAACACCACGAUGCUGCUCAUGAAAUCAUCGAGACCAUCCGGUGGGUCUGUGAAGAAAUCCCAGAUCUCAAGCUCGCUAUGGAGAAUUAUGUUUUAAUCGACUACGACACCAAAAGCUUCGAAAGCAUGCAGAGGCUCUGUGACAAGUACAACCGGGCCAUCGACAGCAUCCACCAGCUGUGGAAGGGCACCACGCAGCCCAUGAAGCUGAACACGCGGCCGUCCACGGGCCUCCUGCGCCACAUCCUGCAGCAGGUCUACAACCACUCGGUGACCGACCCCGAGAAACUCAACAACUAUGAGCCCUUCUCCCCGGAGGUGUACGGGGAGACUUCCUUCGACCUGGUCGCCCAGAUGAUCGACGAGAUCAAGAUGACCGAGGACGACCUGUUUGUGGACCUGGGUAGCGGAGUGGGCCAGGUUGUGCUGCAGGUCGCUGCGGCUACCAACUGCAAACAUCACUAUGGUGUCGAGAAAGCUGACAUCCCGGCCAAGUACGCGGAGACCAUGGACCGAGAGUUCAGGAAGUGGAUGAAAUGGUAUGGAAAAAAGCAUGCAGAAUACACACUGGAGAGAGGAGAUUUCCUCUCGGAAGAGUGGAGAGAGCGGAUCGCUAACACGAGUGUUAUAUUUGUGAAUAACUUUGCCUUUGGUCCUGAGGUGGAUCACCAGCUGAAGGAGCGGUUUGCAAACAUGAAGGAAGGUGGCAGAAUUGUGUCCUCGAAGCCCUUUGCACCUCUGAACUUCAGAAUAAACAGUAGAAACUUGAGUGACAUCGGCACCAUCAUGCGCGUCGUGGAGCUGUCGCCGCUAAAAGGCUCGGUGUCGUGGACGGGGAAGCCGGUGUCUUACUACCUGCACACCAUCGACCGCACCAUACUUGAAAACUAUUUUUCUAGUCUGAAAAAUCCAAAACUCAGGGAGGAACAAGAGGCAGCUCGGCGCCGGCAGCAGCGGGAGAACAAGAGCAAUACGACCACCCCCACCAAGCUGCCCGAGAGCAAGGCGGCCAUGCCCGCCGACACCCCCAUGGACUCUGGUGCUGAGGAAGAGAAAGCCGGGGCGACCACUGUCAAGAAGCCAUCUCCCUCCAAGGCCCGGAAGAAGAAGCUGAACAAGAAGGGCCGGAAGAUGGCCGGCCGGAAGCGCGGACGCCCCAAGAAGAUGAGCACCGCCAACCCUGAGCGCAAGCCCAAGAAGACCCAGAGCGCGCUGGACCUGCUGCACGCCCAGACCGUGUCGCGGGCGGCGUCACCCUCGCCGCAGGUAGAAUCCUUCAAGAUUCAGUACCUACAGUUCCUGGCGUACACAAAGACCCCUCAGUACAAGGCCAACCUGCAGCAGCUGCUGGACCAGGAGAAGGAGAAGAACGCCCGGUUGCUGGGUGCCGCGCAGCAGCUGCUCGGCCACUGCCGAGCUCAGAGGGAGGAGACCAGGAGGCUCUUCCAGCAGAAACUCGAUGAGCUGGGAGUGAAGGCGCUGACCUACAACGACCUGAUCCAAGCGCAGAAGGAGAUCUCGGCUCACAACCAGCAGCUGAGGGAGCAGACGGAGCAGCUGGAGAAGGGCAACCGGGAGCUGAGGAGCCAGAGCCUGCGGCUGCUCAAGGCACGGUGCGAGGAGCUGAAGCUGGACUGGUCCACGCUGUCCCUGGAGGGCCUGCUGAAGGAGAAGCAGGCCCUGAAGAGCCAGAUCUCGGAGAAGCAGAGGCACUGCCUGGAGCUGCAGAUCAGCAUUGUGGAGCUGGAGAAGAGCCAGCGACAGCAGGAGCUCCUGCAGCUCAAGUCCUGCGUGCCGCCCGACGACGCCCUGUCUCUGCACCUGCGCGGGAAGGGUGGCCUGGGCCGAGAGCCAGAGGCCGAGCCCGGCCGGCCACACCUGGAGCUGGACUGCGCCAGGUUCUCCCUACCCCACUUGAGCAACAUGAGCCCGGAGCUGUCCAUGAACGGCCACGCGGCCAGCUAUGAGCUCUGCGGCGCACUGAGCCGGCCCUCACCCAAGCAGAACACCCCCCAGUACCUGGCCUCCCCCCUGGACCAGGAGGUCGUGCCCUGCACCCCGAACCACAGUGGCCGGCCGAGGCUCGAGAAGUUGUCCGGCCUGGCCCUGCCCGACUACACCAGGCUCUCCCCGGCCAAGCUGGUGCUGCGGCGCCACCUGAGCCAGGACCACACAGCCAACAGCAGGGCGACCGCCAGCGAGCUGCACCCACGAGCUGAACAUGCCAAGGAGAACGGCCUCCCGUACCAGAGCCCCGGCAUCGCCAACGGCAUCAAACUGAGCCCACAGGACCCUCGGCCCUCGUCCCCUGCGGCCUUGCAGAUGACGGGAGAGAAGGGCAGUGAGAAGGGUUUGAAGGAGCGCACCUACGCCAGCAGUGGGGAGGCCAUCACCAGCCUGCCCGUCAGCAUCCCGCUCAGCACCGUGCAGCCUAGCAAGCUGCCAGUCAGCAUCCCCCUGGCCAGCGUUGUGCUGCCCAGCCGCGCCGAGAAGGUGAGAAGCACCCCCAGCCCCGUGCCGCAGGCCCGAGAGUCCUUGUCCACACUGGAGAAGCAGAUGGGUGCUGGCACCCACGGCUCCGGGGGCAGCGCUGCUGGGAGCAGAAGCCUCACCCUGGCCCCUGCAGGCUUUGCCUACGCCGGCUCAGUGGCCAUCAGUGGGGCCCUGGCAGGGAGCCCGGUACCGCUCGUCUCUGGAGCUGAGCCCCCCGCCCUGGAUGAGUCCUCGAGCUCCGGAAGCCUCUUUGCCACUGUGGGGUCCCGCAGCUCCACCCCUCAGCAUCCCCCCCUGCUGGCACAGCCCCGCAACUGCGGCUCGGCCUCGCCCACCCCCCAGCUCUGCGCCAGUCCCAGGCUCGGCGCCCAGGGCCCGCUCCCCGACACCAGCAAAGGAGACCUGCCCUCUGAGGCCGGCUUCUCGGAUCCCGAGAGUGAAGCCAAGAGAAGGAUCGUCUUCACCAUCUCGGCCGGCUCUAGCAGCGCCAAGCAGUCACCUUCCAGCAAGCACAGCCCUCUGUCCUCGGGUGCCCGCGGUGAUGGCGGCCAGAGCCACGGGCAGGACAGCCGCAAGAGGGGCAGGAGGAAGCGGGCGGCGGCGGGGACCCCCGGCCUCAGCUCGGGCGUGUCCCCCAAGCGCCGGGCCCUGCCGUCCGUCGCCGGCCUCUUCACGCAGUCUUCAGGGUCCCCCCUGAACCUCAACUCCAUGGUCAGCAACAUCAACCAGCCCUUGGAAAUCACGGCCAUCUCGUCCCCCGAGAGCUCCCUGAAGAGCUCGCCUGUCCCUUACCAGGACAACGACCAGCCGCCCGUGCUCAAGAAGGAGAAGCCCCUGAGCCAGACCAACGGGGCCCACUAUUCCCCGCUGACCUCAGAUGAGGAGCAGGGCUCUGAGGACGAGCCCGGCAGUGCCAGAAUUGAAAGAAAAAUUGCAACAAUCUCCUUAGAAAGCAAAUCUCCUCCGAAAACCUUGGAAAAUGGGGGCGGCCUGGCGGGAAGGAAGGUGCUGGCCAGCGAGCCGGUCAACAGCAGCAAGUGGAAGUCCACCUUCUCGCCCAUCUCCGACCUCGGCCUGGCCAAGGCAGCCGACAGCCCGCUGCAGGCCGCCUCCGCUCUGAGCCACAACUCCCUGUUCGCUUUCCGGCCCGGCCUGGAGGAACCUGGCGCGGCUGAUGCCAAGCUGGCUGCCCACCCCAGGAAGAGCUUCCCAGGCGCGCUGCCGGGGGCGGGCGGGCUGAGCCCCAGCAGCCAUCCCGCCAGCAGCUUCGCCCUGGGCGGGGGCCUGGCGGCCGACCUCAGUUUACACAGCUUCAGCGAUGGUGCUUCUCUCUCCCACAAGGCCCCCGAGGUGGCCGGCCUGGGCACCCCCCUGAGCUUUCCCGGCCCGCGGGGCAAGGAGGGCGGCGCCGCAGAGCCCGGCCCCUUCGUGAACAAGAGGCAGCUGGACGGACUGGCCCCGAAGGGCGAGGGGGGCCCACCUGUGUGUGGGCCCGCGGACAAGGCCUCAGCGACGCACGGCAAGGCGGGCAAGGGCCGUGAUCGCGAGCCCGACGUCAAGAACGGCCACAACCUCUUCAUGGCUGCCGCGGCUGCUGCCGCCGCCGCCGCCGCCGCCGCCCCCCCCUCCGGGGGCCUCCUCAGCGGCCCGGGCCUUGCCCCGGCAGUGUCCUCGGCAGGGGGCACGGCCCCGUCCGCCCAGACCCACCGCCCCUUCCUGGGCGCCUUCGCCCCCGGCCCGCAGUUCGCACUGGGCCCCAUGUCCCUGCAGGCCAACCUGGGCCCGUCCGUGCUGCAGUCCCUGUUCAGCUCCGUGCCCGCCGCCGGCCUGGUGCACGUCUCAACCGCCGCCCCCAGACUGACCAACUCGCACGCCAUGGGCAGCUUCUCCUCCGGGGUGGCCGGCGGUGCAGUCGGAGGUGCCUUUAACCACGCGGUGCCUCCCGCCUCCGCUCAUCCGUUUGGAGCCAGUUUCGGCAGUGGGGCUGCAUGUCGCAGCGCCACGCUGAGCCUAACCCCGCUGCAGGCGGUGGCCAGCCCCCCCGCCUCUUCCUUUCAGGCCCCGCCCCCUGCGGAGCCGAGGCCGCCCCCGCCCCCUCCGCACCUGGGCCGGCCCCCUCCGGGGCCGCCCGCCCUCCACGCCCCGCCCCCUCCUAACGCCGCCUUGCCUCCGCCCCCCGCGCUGCUCCCGGCUAACUCUGAGCCCGUGCUCCUGCAGAACCUCGCGUCCCUCCCAGCUAACCAAGCUUUCUUACCUGCCGCCUCUGCUGCCUCUGUGCCGCCUGCUAACGCCUCUCUGUCCAUCAAGCUCGCCUCACUUCCGCACAAGGUGUCCCGCCCCUCCUUCACGGUGCACCACCCGCCCCUGCCCGGGCUGGCCCUGGCCCAGGCCGCGCCCGUGAUCCCGCAGGCCAGCUCCACGGGGCCGCCCGCCGUGUGGGUUUCCCUUGGCAUGCCACCUCCGUAUGCCGCGCGCCUUGCGGGGGUUAAGCCGCGAUAA
Molecule: messenger RNA, 5400 nt
Organism: Lipotes vexillifer (Yangtze River dolphin)
Lineage: Eukaryota; Metazoa; Chordata; Mammalia; Artiodactyla; Lipotidae
Gene: DOT1L
Product: DOT1 like histone lysine methyltransferase
Exons: 29
Coding region: 1-5400 (1799 amino acids)
Biological process (GO): heterochromatin formation; DNA damage checkpoint signaling; regulation of transcription regulatory region DNA binding
Cellular component (GO): nucleus
Molecular function (GO): histone H3K79 methyltransferase activity
Source: RefSeq, a predicted model, not a curated record